This is a messenger RNA of Malurus melanocephalus (red-backed fairy wren), 3515 nucleotides long. It is a transcript of the gene RAD18, whose product is annotated as RAD18 E3 ubiquitin protein ligase. The annotation marks the transcript as partial. The record is from RefSeq and is a predicted model, not a curated record. Gene Ontology annotation, biological process: protein monoubiquitination; DNA damage tolerance. Gene Ontology annotation, cellular component: nucleus; Rad6-Rad18 complex. Lineage: Eukaryota; Metazoa; Chordata; Aves; Passeriformes; Maluridae. The transcript is spliced from 12 exons. Gene Ontology annotation, molecular function: ubiquitin protein ligase activity; single-stranded DNA binding.
UGUGGCAUUUGCUUCGACUACUUCAGCAUCGCCGUGAUCAUCCCGCAGUGCUCGCACAACUAUUGUUCCCUUUGUAUCCGCAAGUUUUUGUCCUACAAAACUCAGUGUCCAACAUGCUGUGUGGCAGUCUCGGAAUCUGACCUGAAAAACAACMGGCUGCUAGAUGAUCUAGUGAAGAGCUUUAAUUCUGCAAGACAGCAGCUGUUGCAGUUGGUGCUGGAUGCUCCAUCCACUCCAUCCUCUCCAGUCUGCAGCCAGCGUGCAGCUGCUGAGAGCCACGUCAGGAGUCCUGGUUGCCAGCCAGAUUCCAGGGAGGUGCCAGUCACUGACAGCUCCUCAAAGGACACCUUGACAAAGGCAGGUGGCCUGGAAGGGGCUGAUCAGAAGAGCUGCAAAACUGAGGAGCUCCAGGAGCUUCAUGGCACUUCUGCAGAGGAUGGUGGUAAAGACARCAAAGUGGGAUCACAGGAGAUUCCUGAGUGUGCCAAAAGUCAUGAAAAGCCUUCUACGUCUGUGGUGAAAGGAGACAAGAAAGUGGAAUGUCCUGUUUGUGAGGUUCCUGUUCUAGAGCAAUAUAUAAACAAACAUCUGGACAGCUGCUUGAGCAGAGAGGAGAAGAAGGACAGUCUCCGAAGUUCUGCUCACAAAAGGAAGCUGAUGUCCAAAGUUGUUUAUAACCUGCUGUCGGAUCGAGAUCUGAGGAAGAAGCUCAAGGAGCAUGGUCUGUCCACCUCUGGCACCCGCCAGCAGCUCAUCAAGAGACACCAGGAAUUUGUGCACAUGUACAAUGCUCAGUGUGAUUCCCUGAACCCCAAAUCAGUUGCAGAGCUUGUUAAAGAGCUGGAAAAGAAUGAGAAGAUUCGGCUUCAGCUUGAGUGUAAUAAASCUGGUGAAAAUAGCCUGAUCUUCAAAAAAGACCAGACAGAGAAAGAGAUAGAUGAGAUCCAUGCUGAAUACCGAAACAAACACAGAAGUGAAUUCAAGUUUUUAGUGGAUCAAGUAAAUAAACAGUGGAAGAAAAAAGGUGAGAAGAAAGCAGGAAGUGCYCAAAUCAAAGAGGAAGUCACUGUCAAAGAGCUGCCAACAGCCACAGAACCUAGUGAAGAGCAUCACACAGCUGUUGCUGUUGGAAAAGCCCAGGAASUCCCCUCAGAAAUUGCUGAUGGCCAAAGUGAGUCUGAGUGCUUGAAGGAAUGCCAGAGAUCAGCCUCUCCUGAAUUSUCACUGUCCCCUGGCUCAACAAGCAGCACCAAUUCGGACAUUUUGGCAGAUGUGGAAGCAUCUGAGACGUGUUCAGCAUCCUCUUGCAGCAGCAGCCCCAGGGCUCUGACAGGGAACAAGAGGAAGCUGCGCCGGCYGAGAAUGCCAGAGAACGAUGGAGGAAUUCCCUGCAGCAAGAGGAAAAGGAGCUAGAGCUGCAGGAAUGGCUGAGGCUCCGUGCUGGGAAACACCUCCUGGCUUUUUCUCAUUCUCAGAGUGUCUGGGUACUGAGUAAAACGCUGUAUUUUCACAUCACUGCCAUCCCAGAUGCCUUAAUGCCCAGACUGGUGGGUUUGCCCACASCCUGUGGGCUGUUGAUGUUUGAGAUUGGGCACAAAGUGCCAGAGCCCUGUGGAGCCUGAGCUGGCUCUGUGCCACCAAUUCCCCCUCUGGUACAGGACAUAGUGUGUGUGUGACACUGUUCCUGCUCACAUGCACAGAAACCUCCUCUCCCUGCAGCAAGCACUGUUCUGUUUGGGGCUGGGCAGGUUUUGGUGCCCUGGUUCCCUGACACAGCCUGGGAGGGGGAAGGCAGGGACUGAGGAAUGCAGGGACAAUUCCUCCUACAGAAAUAGGCCUUUUAUAUAUGUCUGUGUAAACUUACUGAGUUAUUAUGUGCUAUUAUUUUAGUUUGAAGUCCUGAAACUGGAAAGAAGUUGGUAGGUCAUUGGAUGUGAAGUAUUCCUUGUUUUCAAACRAAUAAUUACAUUGAAAAGUCUGAUUUUCCUUAGGAGAUGGUGGAAUUUUGUAAGGCAAUAAAGCAAUGAAAGAAAAUGAAAGUUAACCUGCACACCAGGGAAGGCKUCUAAAAAUAAAGCUUGUAAGCUAAGAAUGAAAAAUACCUCAGGUGCUUUUGCUGAGCCCUGAAGCUUUUGUCAGUGGGAGCUUGGCAAAGAAGGCACAAAACCUGGGUGAGAUUGAGGGUUGUUGUUGUGUCUCAACUUCAGACUGUAGCUGGGAUUGAAAAAUAAUCCUCAAGCCAUGGUUCCCAGGAAUAUUUGSAUCAGGCUAAAUUGUGGCAGCUACAAACCACCAUUACUUCAGGAGUGGAGGAGAUGCAAAGCAGGAAUCUGGUCGUGUUGGUUUGGUUUUUUUACUAAAACAUUUUGAAAGACAAAAACUGUUGUAUCUCCUUUAGGGCUGCCUUUUUGUCACAGCAUCUCACAUAAGGCAUUGACAUUGAUUUCAGUGGGCCAUUGAAUUGUAAUAAUACUGUAAAUUAGUGUUGUAAAGGGCUUUCUGCAGGCACUACAAAGCAGCUGCUGUUGUGAGGGAAGGGACUGUCUGGGGACAAUGCAGGACAUGAGUCCUGCACCAUCGCUGAUGGGGUCACUGCUGUGGCUGCAAUUUCAUUGAAAAUGAGCUCAAGAGCCACAGGAGCUGUGGCAAUUUCUUGGUGUAGCAGAAGAGAGAAAGCAGCUGGUGCAUUAAACAUGGGCAUGAAUCAACCUGGUUCACCCACAACCUGUGGAGGGUAAUUUUUGUUCUGUCACUUACUGUUGUCAUCACCGUUUAAAGGCUGAACUGGUGACUUUUGCCUGAGAUGGAGCUUUUGCCCUCUGUUUUGUGAGGAGCUGUGGGUGCUGGAGCAGGGUGAUGGUAUUUGCAGAGUUGGGUGGGGUGUGUGAUGUGUUACACAGUGCCCGAAGUGCUGGGGGUGCUUAGGAAAAAAACGUGGAUUUGAUGUUCCAACAGCUCAUUCCCACCCUGAUGGGAUGGAGUGGGUGCCCGGGCAGGAUCCAGUCUCUCACAGUGCCAGGGCCACCUCCAGCCACAGGCAAGUGCCAGGGUGCUGCUGGCUCCAGCCUUUGCCAGGAGUGGCUGCUGAUCCCCUGGGUGCUGYCAUUAAUGCUUGUUCCACAUCUCASCAGCCCRGGAUUCRCAGGAAUUGGGUAACGUAAAGGAAAAAACAACAGGGCAGGAAACACAGUGUCCUCCCCACGCUGUGCUGUCCCCUGCUCCUCGUCACAGAGUCAAGGGCCAAGUGAGAGCAGUUGGGGACUUGUGAGCAGCCAGGCUGGGGACAGAGGUGACAGCCCAGAGGAGCCAGGGCGGCGUUGGACAGUGCUGAUGCACGGGGUGAUGCUGCAAUGGGUCCUGCUGGGGCUGGACAUGGCCCAGUUGUUGUGGAGGGGGUAACCCCCGUUGUGUUGUUGGAGUAAUCACAGAGUUACUGCAUUUUCCUUGUGCCUUUUCAUUGGGYUGAUUGUGAGCAGUAUUUGUCACCACCCACAGCUCAUGCCUUGUACUGGGCU